AUGAGUAGUAGUGGCCGUCCGGGUGUUAUCGCGUUCAUUUGGAGGAAUUUCAUCGAUUCGUUCAGCCGGGAACGUUUCAGGAAGAGAUUCGUCGGGGUGGAUGAUGAAGGCAAUAGGUAUUAUGAACUGAUAAAAUCAACUAGAAUCGUCAAAAGAGGUUUCAUUCCUGCUGAAAAUUCCUCGGAAGUGCCUCCUCCGGAAUGGAUGACUUGGCUGAGGGGUGUCCGAAAAUUACCUCCUACCGAAGAUGAAGUUGCUGCAAUCCGACAAGCCAGUAAAGAGGUGAGCAGUAUUAUUAGUUAG
This is a messenger RNA of Gongylonema pulchrum, 303 nucleotides long. The record is from the annotation of a GenBank genome assembly. Lineage: Eukaryota; Metazoa; Nematoda; Chromadorea; Rhabditida; Gongylonematidae.